Molecule: messenger RNA, 452 nt
Organism: Bombina bombina (fire-bellied toad)
Lineage: Eukaryota; Metazoa; Chordata; Amphibia; Anura; Bombinatoridae
Product: metallothionein-like
Exons: 3
Coding region: 115-303 (62 amino acids)
Molecular function (GO): metal ion binding
Source: RefSeq, a predicted model, not a curated record
UCAGCUUCACACUUGUACUUAAAUAGGAGCUGCAGCGCUCACACUACUCACAUCUCACUGAACUGUGUACUGAGUGUUUGAAGAGCUACAGAACUAACCAACAUCACAGCAGAUAUGGAUCCCCAGGACUGCAAUUGUGCUACAGGUGCCUCAUGCUCAUGUGCAGGUUCUUGCAAAUGUAAAAGCUGCAAAUGCAAAUCAUGCAAGAAAAGCUGCUGCUCCUGUUGCCCAGCUGAGUGCAGUAAAUGCAGCCAGGGCUGUGAGUGCGCACAGGGCGCUGAGAAAUGCAGCUGCUGCCACUGAGCCGUCUUACUGUGUUACCGACUGCACUUUAUAUAUUUAUACUAAUGUCUGAUCUGCCUUUUCAUUUAGGAAACUUAAGUGUUUUUUUUUGUGUUGUGGAAUGUGUGUAUUGAUCAUUAUGUUUAAAUAAUAAAAUGUUCUAAACUGUU